AUGGCGGCAACUGCGAAGGACCAGCUUGUGCGAAUUCUUAUCGCGGCCGGGAAAGCAGCCCCUACGCCGCCAGUUGGUCCAGCGCUUGGUGCCCGUGGCGUCAAAUCCAUGGACUUUUGUAAGGAGUUCAACGCAAAAACAGCCCACAUUGCACCGGGGACGCCAACUCCAACGAUUAUACGCGUCCGACCUGAUCGAACCUUUUCAUUCAUCACAAAAACGCCCCCAACGACCUACCUUCUCAAACAGGCCGCCGGAAUUGAGCAGGGCACUGGGAAACCUGGCCACGAAUUCAAUGGGACUGUCAGUCUGAAGCAUAUCUACGAGAUUGCCAGGAUAAAGUCUACCGAUGAACAUAUGAAACAUCUGCCUCUAGAGUCCAUCGCCAGGAUGGUCGUCGGCAGCGCCAAAUCGCUGGGCGUUCGGGUUGUUCCUUGA
Molecule: messenger RNA, 438 nt
Organism: Desarmillaria tabescens
Lineage: Eukaryota; Fungi; Basidiomycota; Agaricomycetes; Agaricales; Physalacriaceae
Product: mitochondrial 54S ribosomal protein YmL19
Exons: 2
Coding region: 1-438 (145 amino acids)
Biological process (GO): translation
Cellular component (GO): ribosome; mitochondrial large ribosomal subunit
Molecular function (GO): structural constituent of ribosome; large ribosomal subunit rRNA binding
Source: RefSeq, a predicted model, not a curated record